AUGAGCGCAGAAAGGAAAUUCAUGAGUUUGGAGAAGAAAUUCGCUGCAAAAUCGCAGCUGACGAAGCAGUACUUUGAGUUCUUGGGAGAAUACGAAUCGAUGAGUCACUUGAAGCAGGUGGAGAAGGAAGAGGAUGGAAGUCCUAAACAGCCGGAAGCGAGUGCUCGCGACAAACGGGACAAGCACUCGCAGAAACGGGCGAUUCAGCCGUCAGGUGAGGAGCUGUCUGGCGGUGCCAUCAAGGCUAGGCGUGUACUUACCUCGAAGGUCGGCAGUAAUGCCGGACGAGCCAGCCUUCUCAGGCCCACCCUUCCCAGCUUUCCGGGACACCUGGCUGUAGUCCGACUUGCCAGCAUUGCUGCCGACCUUCUGGAAGGCAAGAAGACAAGAAGACAAGAAGGCAAGAAGGCAAGAAGGCAACAAGGCAACAAGGCAACAAGGCAACAAGGCAACAAGGCAACAAGGCAACAAGGCAACAAGGCAACAAGGCAACAAGGCAACAAGGCAACAAGGCAACAAGGCAACAAGGCAACAAGGCAACAAGGCAACAAGGCAACAAGGCAACAAGGCAACAAGGCAACAAGGCAACAAGGCAACAAGGCAACAAGGCAACAAGGCAACAAGGCAACACGGCAACAAGGCAACAACCCUACUUACAAAACAAACGACAAACGGCAAAAGAAAAACGACAAACGGCAAACGACACAAACGACAAACGACACAAACGACAAACGACACAAACGACAAACGACACAAACGACAAACGACACAAACGACAAACGACACAAACGACAAACGACACAAACGACAAACGACACAAACGACAAACGACACAAACGACAAAUGACACAAACGACAAACGACACAAACGACAAACGACACAAACGACAAACGACACAAACGACAAACGACACAAACGACAAACGACACAAACGACACAAACGACAAACGACACAAACGACACAAACGACAAACGACACAAACGACAAACGACACAAACGACAAACGACACAAACGACAAACGACACAAACGACAAACGACACAAACGACAAACGAAACAAACGACAAACGACAAACGACAAACGACAAACGACAAACGACAAACGACAAACGACAAACGACAAACGACACACGACAAACGACAAACGACAAACGACAAACGACAAACGACACACGAUAAACGAAUUCUUUAA
This is a messenger RNA of Aedes albopictus (Asian tiger mosquito), 1194 nucleotides long. Its product is annotated as nucleolar protein 58-like. Lineage: Eukaryota; Metazoa; Arthropoda; Insecta; Diptera; Culicidae. The transcript is spliced from 5 exons. The record is from RefSeq and is a predicted model, not a curated record. The coding region runs from base 1 to 1194 and encodes 397 amino acids.